Laccaria bicolor S238N-H82 is the source of this 729-nucleotide messenger RNA. RefSeq lists its product as uncharacterized. Lineage: Eukaryota; Fungi; Basidiomycota; Agaricomycetes; Agaricales; Hydnangiaceae. The transcript has 5 exons. Bases 1 to 729 code for a protein of 242 amino acids. The record is from RefSeq and is a predicted model, not a curated record.
AUGCAAUUCUUCUCCCUGCGUUGGGUGUUUACUCUAGAACCUCUUCGUGCUCUAUUUCAUGUCAACUCCGCCGGAUGCUGGCGCAACAAUGCAAACACGCCAGCUGCCAAGGUGACACAGCGACGGGGCGAUGACGAACGCCAGUGCUCAUGGAACGAUGUCCAGCACCCACAACACACGACACACAUGACAGAACACAAAAACAACCUAACGCCCACGAAAAAAUGCCCAACGCCCACGAAAAAACAUCUAGCUCCCACGAAAAAACACCCAGUGCCCAUGAUGGUGCCACCCAGCCCAUGCCCAAAGACCAACCCCCACGAGGAUGUGUUUGGGCUGACCUUGGGCAAUGACAAAGUGCCGAACAAAGUGGUGUCGAACAGGGUCCUCCCCAUGGCUGGUAGCCAAAAUCUCAACCCUGCCCGCCAACAAGCCUCAUCUGAAGCACUGCUCCCAAGUCAAGUUUCUGCCAGCAAUCAUGUGUGCAAGAGCCAUCCAGCGAUGCAGCCGUCCUACCAGCCACCAGAUGUUGAGAUGGGUUCUGUGGCUGGACUAUCCACAGGUCGUGGCUCGACUCAUAAUCCAGUUGGACUCCAGCUGGACUCUGGCAGACUCCAGCUGGAUUUCUGGAGUCCAAAUGGAGUCCAACUAUCAUACAACCAAAUGUCUAUAUUUCUGGAUCAUCCAGGUGGAGUCUGUCUAUCUGGAGUCUGUGUUCGUCCUGGAUGA